CAAGCCGUGGUCAUCUGGGCUCGAGCGUCUCGAACCAUAUCUAGCAAGGAUGUCCACGGCUUCAGUGCAAUAUCCUCCAAGGAGACACGCACGUCAAGCAUGAAGUUGGUGGUUGUUUGCUUUUGGUUCCUCUUCGGCGUUGCAGUGUGGCGGUGCGCUUCGCGCAGGCUCUUCGUGCACGAUCAGACACACCAUGACAAGUCGCCCAUCGGACGCAUCAAGACCCACACGUGCGUGCAAGCCCUGUUGCACAGGCUUCCUCCGUGCCUUACCGGCCUGCUGCAGUGGUACGGACUGUUUUUUCUUGGCUUCUGCGUGCUGAUGGCUUUCACGUACCAGACCAACAUAUCGCUCAUGCGGGCGCAUUGGCUCUCCAAGGCUAUGCCCACCUUUGUCAGGCGGGUCUCCAAAGCGAGCCUCGUGGCUGGGGUGGUUGGUUUCCUGUUCCUUUCGGCGCACUUUGUCCACGCCGCGCUCGCAGGAAGCGCGUGGCGCCGCGCUCGCAGGCAGGACUACCCCUGGGCCCCCUCCACGCGCCAAGAUAUUGUGUUCUGCGUGCUCUCCGUGCCUGCAGUCUACAUCGCCAUGUCUGUGCAGAGCACCGCCCGGAUGUGGAUGGUGAUCGAGAAUGAGUUUGGGCCGACCAGCAAUCGGUUCAAUCUAGGUCUGUACCGCCAGAAUUUGGUUCUUUGUGCCGUAUGCCAGUACUGGGUAGUGUGGGUGUUUUCCAAGUUGUGUUGGGAAUUCGUCCGCGAACGGACGUCGGAAGAAACUAGACUAAUAACCAAGUAUGCAGGCUUCCAGGGAGUUCAUGCUUUCGUGCUCGUAGGCAUGGUCCAGUGUGGCCUUGAGUUCGGCAUGGCUUAUGCAGAGUCACGAGCAGCACACGAAGAUUAUCCAAUCAUGGAGCAGCACGGCGACGCUUUGACAACAGCUCGUUCCAAAGUCGACGACUUACUCGUAGCCAUGACAGUUCUUUGUAUAUACAACAUGCUUCUUAUCUGCAGAUUCGAGCCAAUUACGGAUGCCCUCGGCAAUGCCAACGCGAAGUUCUUGGGCAUACGCAUGUUGUUGAUGCUGAGGACAAUUCAGCCCAAGGUGCUGCACUUCAGUAACGUGCAGCAUGCUUUGGAACUAGAUGCGAAUACAAGCAAACUUCUGCAUUCCUCUCUUCUGACGUUUGAGUGCUUAUUGGUCAUCCUGUUCAAUUUCUUUUCCUGGGAGUUCGGGGCCAGGAAGGAGCUGCUUUACGAUGCGCGCAGCCUGAAGGAACGCCGUGAGGAGGAGUCCCGUGAUGAUGAGUACCAGUGUUUGGACAAUGAGUCAUGACGCGCAGAUAAGGAAACUGUAAUAACCGUGGUAAAAAUGUAAGGAGCAGAUGAAAGGGGGCAGCUACUAUGCUUCGGGCAAUGCCCACCAAGAUGAUGCUUCGCACGUUGCCGAAGCAAGUGCCGUGCGCCUGUUGCUUGUGUCAUAGGCCGCUGCCCCAGACAGAUGAUUGCUCAUGUCAAGCCUGUGGCCGUCGUCGGCACGUGCUCCAGGCGGUACUUGCAUCGGUGAUGCCGAUGCCCGUAUUUUCUGUGCGCGUGUGCGCCGAAGCCCCCGCAGUUGCGGACCAGAGCGAGCGGGCGUGAGGCCCGUCGGCAGCCCGCCAGGCUCGACAGCACCCGCGAGGCCGCCCGCCGCCGGCCGCCGACGUGCUCCACACACUGCCUGGCGGGCGGCCGUGGACGCCUCGCACGAUGGGCCUGUUUUCCACCACCACCGACCCCCUCCCCCUCCAACUCAUGGUGGUGGUGGUAAACGGGCCCAUCGUCGCAGGCGCCUCGUCGGCCGAGCGCGUCGAGGUUUUGCUUUCGCCUGCUGGGCGGCCAUGUGGGCGCCUCGCGGGGGCGCCGCGUCGCGCUGGCCGAGUGCGUCGAGGCGUCGCUUUUGCUGGGUCGUCGUGGGCGCCUCGCGGGUUUCGUCGCGCUGCUUCGCACUUCUACUCCCUGAGAUCCGACGCUCCCGAAA
Messenger RNA from Prorocentrum cordatum, 2013 nucleotides. The record is from the annotation of a GenBank genome assembly. NCBI's taxonomy places the organism in Eukaryota, Dinophyceae, Prorocentrales, Prorocentraceae.